Belonocnema kinseyi is the source of this 1091-nucleotide messenger RNA. Its product is annotated as pyridoxine-5'-phosphate oxidase-like. Lineage: Eukaryota; Metazoa; Arthropoda; Insecta; Hymenoptera; Cynipidae. Gene Ontology annotation, biological process: pyridoxine biosynthetic process; pyridoxal 5'-phosphate biosynthetic process. The coding region runs from base 88 to 819 and encodes 243 amino acids. The record is from RefSeq and is a predicted model, not a curated record. Gene Ontology annotation, molecular function: FMN binding; pyridoxamine phosphate oxidase activity. The transcript has 6 exons.
CUCUAUGCAUAUCUACUCUCUGUCUCUGCGCUUUAGAAUGUGUCAAACGUCAUUCGUGUUGUCAAAAAACAAGAAUCGUUCAGAAAUAUGUCUAACACUGAAGAAAAGAGUUACGUUGACAAUGUGGAUAUUGGAGAUAUGCGCAUAAAAUAUAAUGAUAAAAGUGAAACGUUCACAGAAGAACAAUUGAGCAGUAAAGAGCCUUUUGGACAAUUCAAAGCAUGGUUUGAAGUGGCUUGCAACACGCCAUCUAUUUUAGAACCAAAUGCUAUGCUUUUAGGAACUGCAACAAAGGAUGGAUAUCCAUCGGUAAGACCAGUAUUACUUAAAGGAUACAGUUCAAAGGGAUUCAAGUUCUAUACUAAUUACGAAAGCCGGAAAGGUCGUGAGCUGGAAGAAAAUCCGAACGCAGCAUUAACAUUCUUUUGGGAAUCUUUGAGACGCACGAUUCGUAUCGAGGGAACAGUAGAGAAAACGUCGCCUGAAGAUUCAGAUCUUUAUUUCGAAAGUAGGCCCUUUCCAAGCCAAAUAGGUGCGUGGGCUAGUAAACAGAGUACUGUGAUUCCUGGAAGAGAAAUAUUGAUGAUUCGAGAACGAGUUUUGUCGGAAAAAUUUCUUAACAAAAAAGUUGAACGACCGAGUUAUUGGGGCGGUUAUAUUCUCUUUCCAAAAUCCAUAGAAUUCUGGCAAGGUCAAAGUGAUCGCCUGCAUGACAGAAUCUGCUUUAGGCGUCCAUUACCUGCAGAAAAAAAGGAGCCUGACAAUAUUUUCGUCCACCAAGGUGAGGGCGGUUGGUUAUACGAGAGGUUAUCUCCAUAAAGUAAACAGAAAUAACGAAGAGAUUUCGAUUUUAUAUACACAUCCCAAGGUUCAAAAUUAUCUGAAUGAAUAAUUGUAAUUUCAAAAGCGAAUUCCCGGGAUGAUCCUCUACAUAUUUUAGUCACUUCCUGUACGUGCUGGACUAUGAUGACAUGUUGAAUCACUAUUACAGCGUGAUAAGGCCAGAAUAUCUCUUUGUAAACCUGAAGUAAAAUAAUACAGAGUGAUUGUAAUUCUCUUACAAUAUAUUUCAAGUUGUUCAUGUUAAAAAA